Topomyia yanbarensis is the source of this 517-nucleotide messenger RNA. Its product is annotated as endocuticle structural glycoprotein SgAbd-2-like. The record is from RefSeq and is a predicted model, not a curated record. Lineage: Eukaryota; Metazoa; Arthropoda; Insecta; Diptera; Culicidae. Gene Ontology annotation, cellular component: chitin-based extracellular matrix. Gene Ontology annotation, molecular function: structural constituent of chitin-based larval cuticle. Bases 48 to 416 code for a protein of 122 amino acids. The transcript has 3 exons.
GCUCUCCACGCCCCGAAAACUGUGCUCGUCGCUUAUCAACCGAUAGAAUGAAACAAAUUGUCUGUGCGUUGCUGUUAGCGCUCAUAUGCGCCGUCUCUGCCGACAAGGAUGCAACUGUGCUGCGGCAUGACGCAGAAGUAAACCCUGAUGGUUCGUACCAGUUUGCAUAUGAAACCUCAAACGGAAUCCUGCACGAGGAGCAGGGUACCCUGAAGGAUGUCGGCGAAGAGAAAGCUCAGAUUGCCCAAGGUCGGUUCGCAUACACUGAUCCCGAAGGAAACAAAAUUUCCCUGCAGUACAUUGCCGACGAGAAUGGAUUCCAGCCCACGGGUGACCAUUUACCGACUCCCCCGCCAAUCCCAGUUUUGAUCGAAAAGGCUCUGCGGAUUCUGGCGGAGAAGUCGCAGCGGAAGUGAGCGUAGGUGCUAAAUCAAAUAGGUUAUAAUGUAAUGGAUCUGUAUGAACACAACAUCCUAGUCGGUUUCAAAAUACAAGUUCAAUAAUAUAAUGAAGUAGU